Molecule: messenger RNA, 1407 nt
Organism: Aspergillus versicolor CBS 583.65
Lineage: Eukaryota; Fungi; Ascomycota; Eurotiomycetes; Eurotiales; Aspergillaceae
Product: HVSL domain-containing protein
Exons: 3
Coding region: 258-1136 (292 amino acids)
Biological process (GO): U6 snRNA 3'-end processing
Cellular component (GO): nucleus
Molecular function (GO): 3'-5'-RNA exonuclease activity
Source: RefSeq, a predicted model, not a curated record
GUUGUAUGUUUUUUGACCACUUUUUUUCAAUCCCCCGAUUAAUCUUGUUAUUUAUUGACGUGGACCAACUUUGAAGCUAUUGUCUAAAAUUCGAUUGAUUUUAUUACUCUUUAACUGAUGACAGGCAAGAAAUGGUUCCGAUGAGCAAAACAGCCACGUGACCAGUAUACACCCAUUUUGGCUGUCGAUUGGGCCCAAGCUAAAGCCAACGGAACUGCCAGUUGCAGGUGGCAUGAUGUUCUGCCUUGGCAUGAUUCAUGGCUCUGGUGCAAUAUUCUGAUUCCGAAUCGGACUCAGGGCAAGAAGGUCCUCCCAGAAAAAUAAAUAAACAAAGAGAGGACACAUCAGCCCGUAAACCGGCUUCAUCGCUUCCGCCACUGCCUGCGUCUUUCCACGACUUAUAUGCUUCUAGCACGAGAGUCAGUGUGAGGGACGAUCCGAGCCUUCAUGGUGGUCGCAAGAGAGCAAUUCCCCAUGUCGAGGGGAACUGGCCAACUCAUAUAUACCUUGAAUGGUACCCGUCGAAAGAUGAGCUCAGGAUCCUGAGCAACAUCAUUAAACAAGCUGGAGGUAUGCUUCAAGGAGAGCGGGCAGAGAUCCAUAGCUUCUUGCAUAGUGACCUGGGAGCACAACUUCCCCUGCAUAUCAGCCUUUCGCGGCCGGUUGUUCUUCGAACCGAACAGAGACGGCCAUUUAUGGAGAUGUUCGAAUCUGCGUUUGAGAAGUCUGGUUUAUCGCCUUUCAAUGUCCAGGUCGACAGUCUGGACUGGGUUUCCAAUUUCGAGAAGACACGAUGGUUUUACGUGCUGCGAGCAAAACGACCUGAUAAGGACUACCUGAACCAUCUCUUACAUAUCUCAAAUCGUACACUUGCGCUUUUUGGCCAACCGCCACUUUACGAACCUGCGUCAGAUCUUUCAAAAUAUAGCGGAGCGCAACAAGACAGCAAAUCUAAUUUAGCUGCCGACUAUACUGGGUGUUUCCAUAUCUCCAUUGCGUGGAGUCUGACGGAGCCAUCUACCGAUGAAAGGGAACGCAUGAAGAACAUAGACUUUCAGGAGCUCAUUGCUCUUAAUAUCAAUUUUGAUUGCGUGAAGGCUAAGAUAGGCAACAAUGUCUCAAGUAUACCACUUUAAUGAGAGUGCUUCACAGGCGAGAAAUGUUAUAUGGGGUAAAUAUCCAACAAAACAUUAUAUAUCUGCCUCAUUUGUGUUUCAGAAACGAGAACGAGCACCUGAACUGCAAUGGACUUGAUGCGGGCAGCUGGGCAUGUAGAGGCCUGCAAACUUUUGCUCUUUGCUUCCCUCAGCACACGAAACACCAAGUUACUGUAGGAUAAUUUUAUAUAUACUAUGAGUUCACAACUAGAUUGUAGCUCACACACUUAGUAUCAUUAUCUUAAUGGAC